Molecule: messenger RNA, 2616 nt
Organism: Ceratotherium simum simum (southern white rhinoceros)
Lineage: Eukaryota; Metazoa; Chordata; Mammalia; Perissodactyla; Rhinocerotidae
Gene: RO60
Product: Ro60, Y RNA binding protein
Cellular component (GO): ribonucleoprotein complex
Molecular function (GO): RNA binding
Source: RefSeq, a predicted model, not a curated record
CCAAGCUGGAGGUCCUGGCGGCGGCGGGGGAGCUGGAGUGGUCGCCGCCCGUCAGGCCGCCGCCGCCACCUCUCGUCGUUCCCCGCGCGGCGCGGGGCUUCUCCCGGUGGCGCCGCGGGUUCGGAGGGUCGGCCGCCGGGCGCAGGUUUCCUAAAAGACGGAAAAAUGGAGGAAUCAGUAAACCAAAAGCAACCAUUGAAUGAGAAGCAGAUAACCAAUUCUGAAGAUGGAUAUGUCUGGCAAGUCACCGAUAUGAAUCGACUACACCGGUUCUUGUGUUUUGGUUCUGAAGGUGGGACUUACUAUAUCAAAGAACAGAAGUUGGGCCUUGAAAAUGCGGAAGCUUUAAUUAGAUUGAUUGAAGAUGGCAGAGGAUGUGAAGUGAUACAGGAAAUAAAGUCAUUUAGUCAAGAAGGCAGAACAGCAAAGCAGGAGCCUACGCUCUUUGCACUUGCCAUUUGUUCCCAAUGUUCUGACAUAAGCACAAAACAGGCAGCGUUUAAAGCUGUGUCUGAAGUUUGUCGCAUUCCUACACAUCUCUUUACUUUUAUCCAGUUUAAGAAAGAUCUGAAGGAAAGCAUGAAAUGUGGCAUGUGGGGUCGUGCCCUCCGGAAGGCUAUUGCAGACUGGUACAAUGAAAAAGGGGGCAUGGCCCUUGCUCUGGCAGUUACAAAAUAUAAGCAAAGAAAUGGCUGGUCUCACAAAGAUCUGUUAAGAUUGUCACAUCUUAAGCCUUCCAGUGAAGGACUUGCUAUUGUGACCAAAUAUAUUACAAAGGGCUGGAAAGAGGUCCAUGAAUUAUAUAAAGAAAAAGCACUUUCUGUGGAGACUGAAAAGUUAUUAAAGUAUCUGGAGGCUGUAGAGAAAGUGAAGCACACAAAAGAUGAGCUGGAAGUCAUUCAUCUAAUAGAAGAGCAUAGAUUAGUUAGGGAACAUCUUCUAACAAAUCACUUAAAGUCUAAAGAGAUAUGGAAGGCUUUGUUACAAGAAAUGCCUCUUACUGCAUUACUAAGAAAUCUAGGAAAGAUGACUGCCAAUUCAGUGCUUGAACCAGGAAAUUCAGAAGUAUCUUUAGUAUGUGAAAAACUGUGUAACGAAAAACUGUUGAAAAAGGCUCGUAUACAUCCAUUUCAUGUUUUAAUUGCAUUAGAAACUUAUAAAAUAGGGCAUGGGCUCAGAGGAAAACUGAAGUGGUGCCCUGAUGAAGACAUUCUGACAGCUUUGGAUGCCGCUUUUUAUAAAACGUUUAAGACAGUUGAGCCAACUGGAAAGCGUUUCCUGCUGGCUGUUGAUGUCAGUGCUUCUAUGAACCAAAGAGUUUUGGGCAGUGUGCUCAACGCUAGCACAGUGGCUGCAGCCAUGUGCAUGGUUGUCACACGAACAGAAAAAGAUUCUUAUGUAGUUGCUUUUUCAGAUGAAAUGGUACCAUGUCCAGUGACUACAGAUAUGACCUUACCACAGGUCUUAAUGGUUAUGAAUCAGAUCCCAGCAGGUGGAACUGACUGCUCUCUUCCAAUGAUCUGGGCUCAGAAGACAAAUACAGCUGCUGAUGUCUUCAUUGUGUUCACUGAUAAUGAGACCUUUGCUGGAAGUGUCCAUCCAGCUGUUGCUCUGAGGGAGUAUCGAAAGAAGAUGGGUAUUCCAGCUAAAUUGAUUGUUUGUGGAAUGACAUCAAAUGGUUUUACCAUUGCAGACCCAGAUGAUAGAGGCAUGUUGGAUAUGUGUGGCUUUGAUACUGGAGCUCUGGAUGUAAUUCGAAAUUUCACAUUAGAUGUGAUUUAACAAUAAGCACCAGCAUGAGCUAAGAGGUCCGUUGCCAUCAGUGAUCUCACUAAAAAUACGAAGCUACUUCCCAGCUAAUCUUAAUCCAAUGAAAGAUGAUAAAAUGAUGGUAUAGUAUGUGCAUAAUGGAAAGUUUACCUUACCAAAAAAAAAAGAAAGGAAAAAUCAGAUGAGCCCAAAGUUCUUUCUGCCUACUAAACUAGCUCUUGGGAAAUAGCUUCAGAAUACACUGUAGCUCCCUCUUUCUAAUAGAGAACUUCUUGUUGAUAGAGACUGUAAAUAGUCAAACAGUUUUGCUUUGCAUAACAAUCACAUUUGUACUUAAAAGAAGUGAGAGCCAAAAGUGUAAGUAGUUGCAUAUCAUGUCACUUGUUUCAGAAGUGCUUCCAGUUUUCUUAAAUGUUUUCAUUGGGAAAGGACAGCUUUGAUAAUGUCCAUAUACUCUGAAAUGCACUGGACCAUUUAACUGUGAUGGAAUAUGAAACUCAUCUGUAAACUUUUAUACCAAGGAGGUAAAAAAAAAAAAAAAAAAAUAAGAUGUUUGAUUAAAUUAUGAGUUUUACAAAUUCCAUUAAGAGUUUUCUAAGAUCACAUAAAUAGCAGCUUUCUUAAUUCAGUGAAAAAGAUAUUUUGUUUCUGAUGUCUUGUUUACACUCGAUUGUUACCAUUAACUAGAAACAUAAUGGAAACCCCUGAGAAAAGACUCUAAAGUUUAUGUCAGCUGAGGAAGUCUAUUUGGUUUGCUUUUUGUUUGUUUGUUUUGGUGUAUUUUAUUGCUGUGAGUGAGGGGCGUGACUUGACAGUUUCCUCUGAAUUAUAACAGCAUAACCUCAG